UUUCGCAUCAACGCCACGAAGAAUCAGUUCCAUGCCAGUAAAAUGUUCGUCGGGGGAAUAUGCGACAAUAUGAGUAAGCAAGCUCUUCUUGAAUACUUGACCCAAUUUGGCGAGGUCAAAGAUUUUAUUAUUAAAACCCAUGCAGCUACUGGUCUUUCCAGGGGGUUUGGAUAUGUGCUCUUCAAAGAUAGUGCCACCGUUGAAAAGAUUCUCCAAGUCAAAGAGCACAAGGUGGAUGGCAGCCCAAUCUAUCUUAAAAGGGCGAAAGCCAUCCAAUCGAAAUUUUCGGAAAGAAAAGUUUUUGUCGGGGGGUUGAAUCCUCGUGUGUCUGAAGAAAAAAUCAGAGAGUAUUUUGAGGCAUUUGGCGUGAUUGAGAAUAUUGAGCUGCCAGUGUGUCCUAGAACAAACGAAAGACGAGCUUUCUGUUUUAUCACCUACACUGAUGUAAAACCAGUGAAGAAGCUGUUAGAAAACAGGUACCAUAUGAUUGGCUCCAGGCGGUGUGAAAUUAAAAUUGCAGUCCCGAAAGAAUAUAAGUCACAACGCAAGGCGGGAAGACAUGUUCCAUCUGCCAGGCCAGUCAACCUCUGGGAAGGAACAGGCUCCCAGGCAAACCCAGAUCCUAGCGGAGCAAACCUGUAUACGUUUGACGCAAACGUGAAUGUUGGCGGGGCGGUUGCAGGUGGCGGCGGAAACCCUUCUACUGUGUUUUUUCCUGUGCCUUACUUAGCCGGUAAUGAAGGGUUUCAUUUUUCUGAUCCAACUCAUGUCAGUUUCUAUAAUGUCUACACUGGUCAGCCAAGUUUUAAUACCUACGGUGGACAUUAUUUUCCUGGCUAUAACUAUGGGACUCAGGCGUUUGGAACUCCAUUUACUAAUUACAAUGUGCAAAUAAACGAAGCGGCCCCCUUCGGUAGUUGUUACCAGGGAUUUUACCAGCCUAUCUGA
Hippopotamus amphibius kiboko is the source of this 948-nucleotide messenger RNA. RefSeq names its product heterogeneous nuclear ribonucleoprotein D-like. The transcript has a single exon. Lineage: Eukaryota; Metazoa; Chordata; Mammalia; Artiodactyla; Hippopotamidae. Bases 43 to 948 code for a protein of 301 amino acids. The record is from RefSeq and is a predicted model, not a curated record. Gene Ontology annotation, biological process: regulation of gene expression. Gene Ontology annotation, molecular function: poly(G) binding; poly(A) binding. Gene Ontology annotation, cellular component: nucleoplasm.